This is a messenger RNA of Somion occarium, 2333 nucleotides long. The record is from the annotation of a GenBank genome assembly. Lineage: Eukaryota; Fungi; Basidiomycota; Agaricomycetes; Polyporales; Cerrenaceae.
GGAAGUGACGAAUUCGAAAACAGAGAAGGUAUAUUCUAGCGAUAGCUGCUAUCUGGCCAGGCACACGAGGAGUUGGGUGGGACAUGGUUUGAAGUGAUGUCCAUAUGGUACCCACCGCGCCAACUGUGGGCGGGGGAAAAAUAUACUUAAGCUCCAGCAUGAUGAUGCAGCAAACUUUACCUUCAUCCUUCGUCGGUCCUUCCGCUCAAUUUUGAGUUUUCGCUCGAGUCUCUGCUCGCACGAGCAACGCUCUCAGAGUUAACGAUGUAUUCAUCUGCCGAAACCGCCCCCGAGGUGGACAUCAUUGAGCGAAAAACCUCUCGCACGACCGGCUCAUCCAUUACAAACGAGAAGACGAUCGAUCCCGAGGUCCAGGAGAGCAAGGAGCUUGCAAAUGAUGACAUCGAGGUCGAGGAGGCCAGGUCAAAGCGAGAGGCUUUCUACCGGAAAUAUCGCCCUCUCAUCCUCGGCGGCAUCGCGGCAGUCAUCCUUGGCUGGUGGAUAUCUGCUACCGUCCUCAAAGCUACCCGACAUAGAUGGAUUGUGCAGACAGUCUGGGCAUGGUUUUUCAUAAUCGUUAUUGCUUUCCGGUUCAUACCCAAUUCAGUCGUAACGCGUCCAGUGGGUGCAGUAUGGGUCCCCCUCGUCCAGAAACCCUUCUUAAGCCUCCCUCGCAUGGUCCGACUCGGUAUGGGCUGGCUCGCCCUCUUAGGCAUCGUCUUCGGUUCUGCUUUUGGCUUCCCACUCACCGGUAAUACCAACUAUGGUGAUCGUGCCAUCUCCGUUCUGGGACUUUUCGUGUUCCAGACUGGGUUCUGGCUCUCCAGCAGGCGUCGGUCACAAAUCCCUUGGCCGACGGUCAUGGUAGGCUUGUUUAUGCAACAAGCAAUUGCCAUGUUCGUGCUCAAGUCAGGUGCUGGCUUCUCCAUCUUCAAGUGGAUUGCUCUCCUCGCAUCCGACUUCUUGGCGCAAGCUUUGAAGGGUGCCGAGUUCUUCUUCGACCCCGAUGUCAUCGACAGGCAUUGGUUCUUUGUGAACACGCUUUCGUCGAUCAUUUUCUUCAUUGCAUUCGUGCAGAUGAUGUAUUACCUAGGCGUCAUGCAAUGGCUCAUCAAGGGAUUCGCGUGGUUCUUCUUCAAAGUGAUGAAUGUAUCUGGUGCAGAAGCCGUCGUCGCGGCCGCCUCACCCUUCAUCGGCCAGGGUGAAUCCGCAUGUCUUGUCCGUCCGUACGUGGACCUUAUGACUGAGUCGGAACUGCACUUGACCAUGACAUCUGGUUUCUCCACCAUCGCAGGAUCUGUUCUUGGCGCAUAUAUUAGCAUGGGUGUUCCUGCGCAAAACCUGGUCACCGCGUCUGUGAUGAGUAUUCCAGCCUCCAUUGCAAUCAGUAAACUCAGAAUGCCUGAAACGGACGAGCCUGUGACAAGAGGACAGGUUACCGUCGACCGCGGAUCUGAAAGCGAGAAGAACAGACCUGCUAAUGCGCUUCAUGCGUUCAGUCAGGGCGCGUUGUUCGGUUUGAUUGUUGCAGGUCAGAUUCUGACGAACGUGUUGACCGUUGUCUCCCUUGUCGCUACCAUAAACGGUCUGCUUACCUGGAUCGGACACGGUUUUGGUAUUAAUGCCCUCACCCUUGAACUCAUCCUCGGAUAUAUAUUCUACCCCGUCACCUUCUUCAUCGGCGUACCGCGUAACGAGAUUCUCACCGUUUCCCAAUUACUUGCAACCAAACUCGUCCAAAACGAAUUCGUUGGGUACCGCACGCUCAUGGCUAUCAUGGGCAGCGAUAACCCAUUGAGUUUCAGAGGCUAUACGAUCGCUUCGUAUGCUCUCUGUGGAUUUGCGAACCUUGGGUCGUUGGGUAUUCAGAUUGGUGUCUUGAGUGCUCUUGCACCGUCGAGAGCGAAGAUUAUUGCGAAAAUUGCAACAAGUGCUAUGAUCUGCGGUUUUAUCUCGACACUUCAAGCCGCGGGUAUCGCUGGCAUGCUUGUAUAGAGCGUGGAGUAUAUGUAUACCUUAAUGUCAUUCUUGAUCCUUGUUCUUGGAAUUCUAGUUAAUAGCCUCCCAUUUGGGUGUAUGACCCUGACGAUACGGACUGUGAGUUAUGCCUACUUAGUAGCAACAUAUGGAGGGUGGAGUUAUAGGCAGUGGAGUCAUGAUAUUGUGUAGCCUCCUGUUCUCUUGUAGCCUGUUCUCGAUGAAUAUAAUGUCUAAUGAAGAAGUCAGUUUACGGCGGACCAUAUGGACACUUGGGCUUCUGUUGUAGGACGUCAAGGGGUUGCAUGUCCGUGGUCUUCGCAAAAGCCAGUUGAAAAUAUAAAAGGGAAACCCCA